This is a messenger RNA of Trypanosoma brucei brucei TREU927, 1992 nucleotides long. RefSeq lists its product as hypothetical. Gene Ontology annotation, biological process: formation of translation preinitiation complex; translational initiation. Lineage: Eukaryota; Euglenozoa; Kinetoplastea; Trypanosomatida; Trypanosomatidae. Gene Ontology annotation, molecular function: translation initiation factor activity. Bases 1 to 1992 code for a protein of 663 amino acids. The record is from RefSeq and is a predicted model, not a curated record. The transcript has a single exon.
AUGUUUCACAAGAAAUAUGUCGUGAAAGGGCAAGUUUCUGUAAGUAAGAAAGAGUCCAAAUGUUUAUGGGAUAAUAUCUAUGGCAUUGUCGGGGAAGAUAACUUAAGUUGUCUUGAUUCUUUUUGGAGGAGGAAUGACUCCGUCGUCCGCACCCUCUGGGAGUUUUCAGGUGGCGGUUCCGCAGUACUCUACUCGAUUAACAAGGUACCGUUGGUGAUAUCGGUAAAUCGUUUGUCUGAGGAUGCGGAUAGCGUUUGUUUGGAAAAUCAAUUUACUAUCGUACCUACACUGUUCAUGCUGUCGUUGAUGAGGUGUUAUUACAAAAAAGAAGACACCGACUUUGGUUCCCUCUUUGGUGCGCGGGUUUUCUGUCACGGACCAACGUCCAGAUUUAUACUUUCUGGGGCGCAUUUGAUGUUACCAGGAAUUAUUGAAAGGAGAACCCAGACCGAUACACCUGUCCGCAAAGGUGAUCUUGUAUUUAUUUAUUCUCUUGGCAACCUCUUUCCAUACGCUGUUGGAUUGGCAACGGAUGGUCUGGCAGGCUCUAAUCAACGAGGAAAGGGUGUGUACGUUAUUCACUCAUACAAGGAUGGCUUGUGGAAUUUGUGCUUCGAUGCAUUUCAUGAGUAUUGCUCUUCUUCAAUAUCUGUUGUUCCUUCAACAUUUCGUGAUUCUGAGGUGGUUGAAAUCGUAUCUUCUCAAAUGCACCCUGUCUGUGAGAGAACUAGAGGGGAAACCAGUCUCAACGGAGAGGCCGACUUGACAGAUGACGCAGCGGGCGCUUCCUGUGAGGAUGAGCGUGUAAUGAAAGCUGCUUUGAGUUUACUGGAGGAUGAGGAUAAUGUACUAGAUUUUGCACUUUGUGAGGCGAUAAGGGAGCUCAACGUGUCAGCGCUUCCCCUGCCCGUUGGCGAGUUUGUGCCCCUGUUGCUCUCGAACUAUCCAAGAUUUCCGAAUGUGCAAAUGCGUUUCGACUUUAAAGGGACAAAAUACAGGAAAGCACUGUCUUAUUUAACAGUGAGAGAUGAAACCUUGAUAAUUUCCGAAGAGAAGAAGGGAGAACAUUUUAUCGUUUCCGUAAAUAAAAAGAGUGAUCUCUAUCGAACCCACAGACGAAGUUAUGCUGAUUUUUUGAAACUUUUUCAUAUACCGUUGAAGGAGGAGGAACGUCUAGUGCUGGAACAACAAGCGCUUAGAGGUGGCGUAAAGAAGGGGCUUCAGCGUCGUAUCAAAUCGGUAGAAGCUCUUUAUUCUCCGAGGGGAAGAAGUUUGUUGAACAUACAACUUUUCUUGUGCACUGGGAUCCUUCUUGAACAAGGUGGUGUUGUUUCCGGAACAGUCAAUGGAUCGUCGGAUAAAUUUGAUAAUCAUAAAGGUAGCGGUGAUGAUGAUGAAUAUCUAGAUGACUUGUACUCGAAGAAACAGUUAUGCGAUAUGCUGAGAAGUUACAUUUCAUCUAAAAAUAUUUUAAACAUCUCGGGGGAUCGAUCAGGGAUUCCUUGUGUGUUGCUAGAUGAGUUUCUUGGACCUUUGGUUAGGGGCUCUGUCAAAGAAAUUCCGAUUACUGAGCUGGAAGAGCUAAUUUUGCAGAAACUCUUCGUGCCUGUUCAUAAAAUAACUCUUGAGACGAGUGCGGUUAUCACUGGCGGAUCGUCGUCAGCCCCUACAGUUACUCAGCUUACUAAGAGAGGUACACUACCCAAGGUCUUAAUAUACACCGAAAAACGCUCUGGAAACAAGAUAGUAACUGCAGUUAAACACCUUGACGAUUUUGGUUUUGAUCUUUUUUCUCUUUCAAAUAAGUGGAAACAUCAGUUUUCUACUUCUUGUAGUAUUUUUGACCCGUCCAAAGGAAUGCAAAAUUUGAAACCAGGGACAAAAAUAGCCUUGGAGGUUCACCUUGGAGGCAACUGGCUGGUAAAACUAAAAAAGCUUCUGGAAGUUGAGUUAGGUUUCCCCCAUCAUUUAAUAGCUGAACGCUGUGCAUGA